AUGAAAUUCGCACAUUCCUUGCAGUUUAACGCAGUGCCGGAGUGGUCGGACUCGUACAUCAACUAUUCUUCGCUUAAGAAGCUCAUUUACAAGCUUGCGGAGGAGUCUACUACUGAGGAGGGCAGUUCUUUUACGGCCAACGAGCCUUCUGAGGAGCCUUCUAGACAUGAAAUUCUGCAGAAGAAGCUAGCAGACAAGAUCCGUCGUGGCAAAGGCUUUGUCCGUAAGGACAAGGCGUCACAGGUAAGUGCGCGAGACUCUGCUGAUGAACUAAACGUUGAGACUAUUGAGCUCGAAUCGAAUCGCCCACGCCAUGUUAGGAUAUUCAUCGAGAAGUUAGAUGCCGAGCUAGAGAAGAUCGACAAGUUCUACAAGACCCAAGAAGCCGAGGUGUACUCACAGGUCGAAGAAACUCUCAAAGAACUAAAGAGAUACACCGAGACUCCGUUUUCCGACCAAUCGAAAAGACUGAGCCACGACUUUGACGACGACGAGACGGACCAGUACAAGUCUUCGGAUGUGGAUCUGGAGCGUGGAAUCCGCCAUAUCGACAACGUGGAAGAGGAGGAGGAGUUGAUCCACUCCUCGUUGCUCAACGACUUGGAGAUGGCCCUUCCACAGCAGCAGAAGAUCACGUUCAAGAAGCAAUCUAUCCACUUCUACAUUGAGCUGUCGCAGCUCAAGUCGUUCAUAGAGCUCAACCGUCUUGGUUUCUCGAAGGUGUGCAAGAAGUUCGACAAGGUGCUACAGGCUGAAAUCAAAGCCGGAUACAUGAGUUCGUUGGCAGAUAAGACGUAUAUUUUCAAGCGUUCGACUUUGGCCAAGCUGGACUCCUAUAUGGAGGAGAUCACCAGGAUCUACGGCAUCAUCACCGAGAACGCCAGUUUCGAUCUGUGUUCUCGUGAGCUCAAGUCCUUCUUGCGUGAACACAUCGUGUGGGAGCGGAACACCGUCUGGAAGGAUUUGAUUGGUUUAGAGAGACAGACCCAAGAGGCCAAAGUGGGCUCAGAGUCAGAUCUGCAGAGGCUCGACUGUUUCGAGUACCUGCUGCCAGACAGAUUCCACAUCAACACCAAAUGGGUGAGCAUCUCCAAACUCAAAAUCCCCAAAUGUCUCUUUGGCAAGCGCGCAGCGCUGAUUGCGCUCGUGAUACUCGUCACAGGUAUCCUUCUGGGAGUCAAGACGUUCAAUGACGAACAGCAGCAUAACUGUAUGGCACUUUUGGCAUGCUGUGCUAUCUUAUGGGCUACCGAGGCAAUCCCACUGUGGGUGACGUCCAUGCUGGUUCCUUUCCUCACUGUGCUCUUCCAGGUGCUCAAGAACGAUGAUGGCACCAAGAUGAACGCUGCGGACGCUGCCACUUACAUCUUCUCCACCAUGUGGGGGUCCGUUAUCAUGCUGUUGCUCGGAGGAUUUACCCUGGCUGCUGCUCUCAGCAAGUACAACAUCGCCAAGGUGCUGAGUUCGUACAUCUUGGCCAUGGCUGGAACAAAGCCCCGCAAUAUCCUGCUUGCCAUCAUGGCAGUUGCUGCGUUUUUGUCCAUGUGGCUUUCCAACGUUGCUGCGCCGGUUUUGACCUACUCAUUGGCACAGCCUGUGCUCAAGACGAUCCCCUACGACUCGGGCUUUGCCAAGGCACUUAUCCUGGGAGUGGCUCUUGCGUCUGAUGUAGCAGGAAUGUCUUCUCCGAUCUCGUCUCCUCAGAACAUCAUUGCCAUUCAAGCCCUCGACCCACAGCCCUCCUGGGGUAACUGGUUCUCGGUCUCGAUUCCUUGCACCAUUCUGGGGGUUUUGGUGAUCUGGGUUGAGAUGGUACUCACCUUCAAGAUGAAGGAUGUCCAGUUGAAAAAGAUCAAGCCUAUCCGCGAAAGUUUCACGCUCAAGCAAUGGUACAUAUGUGCCGUGACCGUUGGCACCAUCAUCUUGUGGUGUCUGAUGACGAAACUGGACGGUGUAUUUGGUCAAUCCGGAAUCAUCUCCAUUCUACCAAUGGCACUCUUUUUCGGAACUGGUCUUCUCAGCACCCAGGACGUGAACAACUAUCCUUGGUCCAUCGUUCUUCUCGCUAUGGGUGGUAUUGCCCUUGGAAAGGCCGUCACCUCUUCCGGAUUGCUCAAGACCAUUGCCGACGCUUUGGACCGUCGUAUCGAGAAUUACUCGGCCUGGGAGAUUCUCAUCAUCUUUGGUGUGCUCGUGCUGGUCUUUGCAACUUUUGUUUCGCACACUGUUGCAGCUCUGAUCAUCAUCCCUCUGGUCCAGAAGAUUGGUGAGAACCUCCCCACUCCACACCCACAGCUCAUGGUCAUUGGUACUGCCUUGCUUGCUUCCGUUGCCAUGGGACUGCCGACGUCUGGUUUCCCGAAUGUGACGGCUAUCUCUAUGACGGACGACAUGGGUAACCGGUACUUGGAUGUCGGCACGUUCAUCAGCCGGGGAGUUCCUGGUUCGUUGAUGGUGUUUGUAAUUGUGAUUACGGUUGGAUACGGUAUCAUGAUCACGCAGGGCUUUUGA
Messenger RNA from Kuraishia capsulata CBS 1993, 2511 nucleotides. RefSeq lists its product as uncharacterized. The transcript has a single exon. Gene Ontology annotation, molecular function: phosphate transmembrane transporter activity. Gene Ontology annotation, biological process: polyphosphate metabolic process; phosphate ion transport; monoatomic anion transmembrane transport. Lineage: Eukaryota; Fungi; Ascomycota; Pichiomycetes; Pichiales; Pichiaceae. The record is from RefSeq and is a predicted model, not a curated record. Gene Ontology annotation, cellular component: membrane. Bases 1 to 2511 code for a protein of 836 amino acids.